AUGGCGGCAACGGCAGCGGCGGCGACAGGCCCGCGCGCGGGGUUCCCGUCGCAGGAGCUGCUGGACGACCUGUGCAGUCGCUUUGUCUUCAACGUACCAGGGGAGGACCUGCAGUCGUUUGAGCGCAUGCUCUUUUCCAUCGAACAGGCGCAUUGGUUCUACGAGGACAAGUGUCGCGAGCGGCACACGCCACCUCUUCGCUCGUUCACUCUCCGAGACUUCACCAACCUCUUGUUCCAGCGCUGUGUGGCUCUUAAACCAUACGCGGCACGAGUCAACGACAUAUACAACGAGUUUACGAGCUACAAGUUCAAAGUGCCGGUCACGGGGGCGAUCAUCCUUGACCAUUCAAUGACCCGGGUAUGCACGCACUAUGCACUGCACGCACUAUGCGUGAUGGACGGUUCUCUUGUUCCUUCUUUCGCAUCACGUGGCUUAGCCACCUUGCUUGAUAUGUUAGUGUUCCGCUUUUUCUGCCGCCACCUCCCCUCUCUCCACCCCUGCCCUGCCGUGCUGCUACAGUGCAUACUCGUUAAAGGGUGGCGAACCUCUGCGAGUUGGGGCUUUCCCAAGGGCAAGAAGGGGCUCAAGGAGACGGAUGCCGAGGCAGCGGUCAGGGAGAGUGACGUUAAGAAAAGAUGCGGGUCAAACAGACGGAUGCCGAGGCAGCGGUCAGGGAGGCGGGUGGAUGGUGAGGGGAGGUGGGUGGAUGGUGAGGGGAGGUGGGUGGAUGGUGAGGGGAGGUGGAUGGAUGGUGAGGGGAGGGCGUGUGUGCGUCUUGAGAGGUCUAAGGGCAAGAAGGGGCUCAAACAGACGGACGCAGAGGCAGCGGUUAGGGAGGUGGACGGGGGAAAGAAGGGGCUCAAACAGACGGACGCAGAGGCAGCGGUUAGGGAGGUGGACGGGGGAAAGAAGGGGCUCAAGGAAACAGAUGCAGAGGCAAUGGUUCGGGAGGCGGGUGGUUGGAGGGCGGUGGGUGGUUGGAGGGAGAUGGGUGGUUGGAUGGAGGUGGGUGGUUGGAGGGAGGCGGGUGUUUGGAGGGAGGUGGGUGUUUGGAGGGAGGCGGGUGUUUGGAGGGAGGCGGGUGUUUGGAGGGAGGUGGGUGGUUGGAUGGAGGUGUUGGAGGAGACAGGCUUUGACAUCUCCGCUCUGGUCAACCCCUCAGAAUAUCUGGAGAUCUUGGAGGAGGCAGGCUUUGACAUCUCCCCUCUGGUCAACCCAUCAGAGUAUCUGGAGGAGACAGGGUUUGACAUCUCGUCUCUGGUGAACCCCUCAGAGUAUCUGGAGGUGGUGGCAGGGCAGCAGCAGCAGCGCUCACGCCUGUUUGUUGUGGCGGGGGUGGACUCGCGCACUGCAGUGUUCCAGCCACAAACCGUGAAAGAGAUCAGCGGGAUCGCAUGGCAUCUCAUCUGUGACUUAGCCACAGCGCAGUGUGACGGAGCGCUGCCAGUCUCUCGCACAGUCAGCGGGGCCAAGCUCUUUAUGGUGCAGCCGUUUGUCAGGCCCCUUCUCGAGUGGAUAGACCGCCACCACACGCCUGACACCCGGCAGCUAGCAGUGCACAUGAUGCCGCAGAACGUUCCAGGAAGCAUCAUCUCUGUCUGGAAGACCAGCAGCGUUCUUCCCGCCUCUCCACAAACAUCCCAUUCUUUCGCUCCUGCUGCUGCUGCCGUUGCUCCUCCUGCUACUACUGCUGCUGCUGCUGCUGCUGCGUCUGCUGCUCCCCCUGGUGCUGCUGGUCUCACUGCUGCACCUCCCUCUCAUCAUUCCACCAUCCCAGCCACCACCACAUCAGUCCCACACAUUCCCACCGCAUCCCCUUCCUCUCUCCGCCAUCCAGUCUCCUCGCGCCACGUGGCGGCGGCCAGGAAGCAGCUCUUCCCCACCGAUUCUCCCCCUCAGGCCACGUCAGCACCAUCUGGGCUCCUGCCAGCAUCAGCAACCAUUCUGCGUGCCAUGCAGGCUGCGUGA
Molecule: messenger RNA, 1971 nt
Organism: Closterium sp. NIES-65
Lineage: Eukaryota; Viridiplantae; Streptophyta; Zygnematophyceae; Desmidiales; Closteriaceae
Source: the annotation of a GenBank genome assembly